AUGGCUUACCACGUAUCCAACAGCUCGGAUUCCCUGUUCGGGCCUGGCUAUGACGGUCCGUUUAGGAAGUUCGACUUCACAUUGCUCUUCGAGGACACCAUCCUGACCAUUGUCCCUGGCACUCUUUUCCUUAUCGCAGCCAGUGCGAGAGCCGUAUGGCUCACCAGCAAGCCGAACAAAGUCACGACUUCCGUCGGCAGACUGACAAAAUUGACAUUGCUUUCCGCGUUCGUGACCAUACAGUUGACAGUGCUUCUUGCUCGAGCAACGAACCUGGAAGUCGCCACCAAGGCUUCGGUCGCUGCAGCGGCUCUGGAUUUUGCAGCUGCUUCAGUGCUUUUUGUUCUCUCGUGUUUCGAACACUCUCGCUCCGUGACCCCCUCCACUGUCAUUGGACUCUACUUGAUCAUCUCACUUCCCUUCGAUGCCACCCGGCUUCGGACUUUCUACCUGCUGGGCGGUUAUGCCGCCAAGAAUAUUGCAACCCUUUUGUCACUAAGCUUGGCCAUUAAGCUCGGAGUCCUGGUCACCGAAGCUGUGGAAAAGCGCGAGAUCCUCCUGGAACCUUACCGUGAUCUCCCUCCUGAGGCAACCAGUGGCAUCUACAACAAAUCGGUCUUCUGGUGGCUCAAUCCCCUUCUAAGGGUCGGAUUUGGCAAGACAUUAGAGGUCGAGGAUCUCUACAAUCUGGACGACGACCUUGCCUCUGCUAAUGUUGAACAUCGAUUCAAAAGAGCUUGGGCGAAAGUCAAGGAUCCUCACCGCUUCAGUCUCCUUCUCACCUCCGCCUACGUCUUGAGAUGGCACCUGCUCACCUCCGCCUGUCCACGUAUGCUUCUCAUAGCUGCCAGGUAUGCUCAGCCAUUCUUGGUCCAGGACACCAUUCAAUACAUCAGCAACCGCCAUAGCCAAACAGCUUCGACAGGAUGGGGCCUGGCAGGGGCUUUCUUCCUCGUCUACUUAACCACCGCCAUCCUGACUGCCGCUUAUCGCCACCUUCUCAAUCGAUGUGUUACCCAGGUCCGUGCAGGUCUGAUCUCGCUCCUCUUCCACAAGACUCUGGAGCUUAGCAUCGUCAGUGCUGAUCCGUCUGCGUCAUUGACCUUGAUGUCGACGGAUGUGCAAAGAAUUGUUGACCCUCUCGCUCUUCUGCACGACACUUGGGGCGGUAUGAUCGAACUGGGACUGGCCAUGUUCCUCCUAUACCGGAAUCUUGGUGGCGGUGCGGUCAUCGCCCCUGCUGUGGUGUAUAUCAUCUCAAUAUUGGUAACGAGCUGGGUCAUCAGCGUCAUUGCUGGAUUCCAAAAACGAUGGUUCGCCGCCGUACAAACCCGCGUUUCGUUUACCUCUGCCUUGCUACAUUCCAUGAGGAAUGUCAAACUACUUGGUAUGUCCUCAAUCGUCAAAGACCGCACCCAAGGCCUGCGGGAGAAGGAGAUCGAUGAGUGCAAGAGGUAUCGGCUCGUCUACAACUUCCAAAUAGUCGCGCAGAAUGCACAUGUUGUGUUCGCCCCAUUUGCGACCUUCCUACUCUACUACAUCAGGUCACGCAAGUCGGGAGAGGCCCUCGAUUUGGCGGCCUCAUUCAGUAUCCUGACCAUAUUUAGGUUGGUUGAGGAACCUUUCAACACCUUGCUCAUGAGCUUUCCGCAGUUGGCGAGCUCACUAUCAUGCUUUGAGCGGAUCCAACAAUACCUCUUGUCCAACUCGCGAAAUGAUAACCGACUUUCACUGCAGCAUGCCUGCGACUUCGAUGAGGACCAAGGUAUUACAUCUCUCCGGGAGGAGUCGAUUCUAAUGACGCAGCUUGGCGCGAGCAGGAGUCCGGAGGGGGACGCGUUGGUGCUGAAGAAUUGCUCCUUCGGCUGGAAGGAGGAGAGCCCACCUGUCGUAAAUGACGUUGAUUUUGCUUUGCGUGCCGGCUGGAUGACUAUGAUCAUCGGCCCUGUCGGUUGCGGCAAAUCUACCCUGCUCAAGGGGAUUCUUAGCGAAACACCGCUAUCUCGUGGCUUUGUCUACCUUCGAAACCAAUCUAUUGCGUUUGCCGAUCAGGAACCCUGGAUACAGAAUGGCACCAUCCGCGAUGCUAUCCGUGGCCCAAAUUCAAGGGGUAUCCUGCAUGACAACGAUCCAUGGUACGAAGAAGUCGUCAACUGCUGUGGAAUGGCAGAAGACAUUGCAUUGUUCCCACGGGGCGACACAACUGUGAUUGGUUCUAAGGGGAUCUCUUUGAGUGGCGGCCAAAAGCAAAGGCUGGCUCUUGCUAGAGCCGUCUACGCAAAGGCCGAGAUUCUCAUCCUUGACGAUGUGUUUUCCGGUCUUGAUAAUGAUACGGAGGAACUGAUAUUCAGAAGACUAUUCGGACGAUCGGGGCCACUGAGAAGGCUGAAAACAACAGUAAUCCUGGUAACACAUGCCGUGCACCGGCUUCCAUACGCCGAUGUCAUCGUUAGUCUGGAUUCAAACGGUCGAGUAACUGAACAGGGAAGCUAUGCGAAUUUGAUCAGUCAGGAUGGCUAUGUCCACAGUCUUGAGGUACAAUUCAAACAGGAGCCCGAACGAGGAUUCGAAGAGGACGCAGGGCGUGAUGCCGAAGCAGGUAAGGGCGACAAAGAUCUCCCCACCACUGACACUGUUCGAGAAGACAGUGGCCCCUCCGAGGAUACAAUGCGACGGACAGGCGAAUGGGCCACAUACAAGCACUGGCUCAAGUCUUGCGGCUAUGUAUCAAGUGCGCUGUCCAUCCUAUGGGCUACCUGCUGGGUUAUCGCCGCCCAAGCUCCUGGUGUCUUGGUCAAGUACUUCGGCCACUCCUCUGAUCAGGCGACGACAUUCAUCAUCGUCUUCGGGAUAGCCUGCAUCAUGUCAGGAGCGGCCAUGGUGCUCGCGGCGUAUCAAAUUUUCAUGGAUAUGGUACCCAAGAGUUCUAGCAACCUGCACCUCAAUCUCCUCGAAGCGGUAGUCAAUGCGCCCUUGUCGUUCUUCACGCGCACCGACAUUGGUACUAUCACGAAUCGCUUCAGUCAGGACAUGGCUCUGGUUGACUCCGAAUUGCCUUUCUCGUACGCCGAAUUCAUGUUAUCCUUCAUCGGCUGUGGCUUUGGCCUUGCACUGAUGGCAGCUUCGGGCACAGGAUACUUUGCAGCGACCAUUCCCGUGGUACUUGCAGCGUUGUACGGAAUCCAAAAGUAUUACCUGCGGACGAGUCGCCAACUGCGCAUUCUCGAUCUCGAAGAGAAGGCUCCGCUGUACACGCUGUUCGGCGAGAUAGCUGCUGGCUUGGCUAGUGUGCGUGCCUUUGGGUGGACAGACAAGUUUGCAGAGCGAAAUCUCGAGUUGCUGGACCGGAGUCAGCGACCAUUCUAUCUCCUGUGGUGUAUCCAGAGAUGGCUCGGGAUUGUUCUGGAUCUCCUGGUGACGGUGCUCAUUACGAUAUUGAUGGUGGUUAUCGUCGCAAAGCGCCAGUCCAUGGACCCUGGUCUUGUUGGACUGGGUCUACUGAGUACUGUGAACCUAAGUGCCGGCUUGACUCAGCUGGUCCGGCAGUGGACUAUGCUGGAGACUAGUAUUGGCGCAAUAAGCCGAUUGAGAGAUUUUGCAAAGAAUACAGAGUCGGAGCACAAAGCGUGGGAAACCGACGCCGUUAGCAGCCAAUGGCCGGACAAAGGACAAGUGAGUUUCACGCGCUUCAAAGCCAGCUAUUCAGCAGAUUCGGUCCUAGUGCUGAAGGAUGUUGACCUGGAUAUCCGCUGUGGUGAGAAAGUGGGCAUCUGUGGCCGUUCCGGAGCUGGCAAGAGCUCCGUGCUUGCCAGUCUCUUCCAUCUACUGGAAUUCCGCGGUGGCCAGGUUCAGAUCGAUGGCGUUGACGUCUCCCGCUUACCACGCGAGACACUCCGUGCCAGAGUCAACGUCAUUCCCCAAGAGCCCUGGUGGAUUACGACCGAGUCUGUCCGCUUCAACAUGGAUCCGUGGACGGCGAGCGAUACAGAGCUUUGUGAGUUUUCACCUGAGCGAGACGAAUUAUUCAUCUCCACCCUCGCACAAUGCCAAAUCUGGUCCGUCAUCCAAGAGAAAGGCGGACUCGACGCCAUCAUGACACUUGAUUUUCUGUCUCACGGCCAACGGCAGCUCUUCUGUCUAGCCCGGGCUCUGGUCCGCAAAUCAAAAAUUGUGGUACUGGACGAAGUCUCCGCCAGCGUAGACGUCAAGACGGACGAGUUGAUGCAACGAAUCAUCAGGGACAAGUUUGCAGACUGCACCGUGAUCGCAGUGGCACAUCGGUUGAACACCAUUGUCGAUUUCGAUAGAGUUGUCGUGCUCGGCAAGGGAGAAAUCGUCGAGGUCGGUGUGCCGUCGGAGUUGUUGCAAACGCAAGGAAGCGCGUUCAAGGAAUUGUAUGAGUCUUGA
Messenger RNA from Cladophialophora yegresii CBS 114405, 4407 nucleotides. RefSeq lists its product as uncharacterized. Gene Ontology annotation, molecular function: ABC-type transporter activity; ATP binding; ATP hydrolysis activity. The transcript has 2 exons. The record is from RefSeq and is a predicted model, not a curated record. Gene Ontology annotation, biological process: transmembrane transport. Gene Ontology annotation, cellular component: membrane. Lineage: Eukaryota; Fungi; Ascomycota; Eurotiomycetes; Chaetothyriales; Herpotrichiellaceae. Bases 1 to 4407 code for a protein of 1468 amino acids.